Molecule: messenger RNA, 643 nt
Organism: Emiliania huxleyi CCMP1516
Lineage: Eukaryota; Haptophyta; Isochrysidales; Noelaerhabdaceae
Exons: 3
Source: RefSeq, a predicted model, not a curated record
UCCUUAUCAGCUGGUCAGCCGCCAUGUGGGCCUCCGGGCCUGCUACGGCGGCGCGGCCGGUUGAGGCCGGGCUCGGCCCGGCCCGCGACGGCUGGCCGCCGACGAGCGCGCUCGCGCUGCUCGUCAAGAUGGCGGCGGUGGCGAUUGCGGCGACAAAAGUGCAGGCGUACAGCGCUCAGGCGCCUGUCGUCUGUCGUCUGUUGUCGCAUUUCGCACACGCGCGCGCUCCGCGAGGGCAUGAGCCUUCCGCGAUUCGAUCCCGCAGCCAAAAGCUGCUCGCUCGAACCGCGGCCGACUCCGCCAUCGCGGCCGCAGCUGUUGAGCUCUCCAGAAGACUGGUGCCUCAAAGCGAGAUCACCCGAGAGCAGCUGAGCCUGCCUCUGGCCUCGCCUCCCUCUCCUCCAGGCAUUCGUGGGACGUGGCAUCCUAUGGGUCGUCCAGAGUAUCGACCUCUGGCUUGUCAGCCGCCCAUGAAGUACAGCGAUCGCCACCUUGCUGGCCUCUCCGCAAUUACCCCCGACCGCGUCGAACUCAUCGGCGCGGGCUCUCUCGGCUACGGCCUACGGGACCGGCCCCAGCUUCGGCUGAGGGCGAACAAGCUGCCGAGCCCAAAUCACUGUGAGAGUCGUGAUUUCUUGUUGGU